Molecule: messenger RNA, 2174 nt
Organism: Tigriopus californicus
Lineage: Eukaryota; Metazoa; Arthropoda; Copepoda; Harpacticoida; Harpacticidae
Product: serine proteinase stubble-like
Exons: 6
Coding region: 529-2124 (531 amino acids)
Biological process (GO): proteolysis
Molecular function (GO): serine-type endopeptidase activity
Source: RefSeq, a predicted model, not a curated record
CCGAAUAAGUCAAACUGCCAACCACUCCUUCGUUCACUUUGUCAAGAUCAACAGUGGCUAGUUGACUCUAGCCAGGCAUCGCUCACACAUUGAGUAGAACAGCCGUAUUGGAGUUGCAAAUGCUGGAAGAUUUCCACUCCAAAGCAAAAGGAUUCUUGGACAUCUUGAAGAAAGUGAAUUUCGCUAGACCAAGCCAUUAAAUAACGUCAAGGGUUUAGUUCGAGCAAUUAUCAUUAGCCAUCAAUAUCAUCAUAAUUACACAUAUACGCUCACAUAGUUUCUCAAUCCAGAGAUGUAAUAGUCAUUUUUGCAAGCCACCGUUUCACAUUUCUCGGCCAUCUUGACUUCAUUCGACCACUGACUUCGGCGUUCACGUGAUUAUUUCCACACCUUCUCUAACAACAAUUUGUCAUUUUCUUGUGCCUUGAACGUCCUUUGCCGUGCGUGGAUAAUCAUUGAUCAAAGUGCCUCGCUCGAGUCCUGGUUUAUCACUCUCAUCGCGAGUGGUGAUUGUGAUAGUUUUUCAACAUGGAUACCCUUGGUCCUCACUUCCAAUCCCUUUCUUGGAGUGUCUUGCUUCUUUGGCAAAUUGCUUCUGGGCUAUUGAGCAUCGCAGGAGCAAGUCUUUCACCGCUAAAUCUAUUUGCCCUCCCUCAAGAUGAAUGGAAUUACCAGUCGUGUGAAAGCCAAGGAUUGGCUGGAAUUUGCAUCUUUUCUAUGGCAUGUUCAUUCAGUGGAGGAGAACAUAUCGGAAUUUGUCAGGAUAGAUUCUACUUCGGAAGCUGUUGUAAAAUCGAUAAUUCAAGUAACGGCACAGCAACCUUGUCACCAUCAACAACAAAGCCAAUGCUUGUUUCUUCGACACCCUCGACAAUGUCAGAACAAGACAGUGUAGCUCAAACGACCCGCCCAAUCGUAGUACCAACCGCCACCACCAUCACAAACACCGCUGACAAGAAUAUCAACCACAACAACAACAAUACAUUUGGGCUAACAACAACCACAUUGCCAUCUUCUGGCAUUACAUGGGCUUCCUCCUUGGUUUGGUCAAGCACUGAAUCAUCUGUCCCAUCAAUAUGGCUUUCACCCAGCAAUUCCUCUUCAUCGACGACAACCGUUCCAGUGACCACCCUUCUGCCUGCGACCGAUUCUGUGGCCUCAACAACUCUUGGAACAAGUUCAAACAUCUUCCCUGAACACAAUAUCGAUAAUAACUUCACCCUUUCCAAUGAGAUCUUAAACACUCCUCAUCACCAUGACGAACAAGUGGACGUGAUUUGUGGCAUCCGUUCCCAGCUCACACCUCAAAAAAUGCGCAAAGGCGGGCAACGCAGGAGUCGAAUCGUGGGUGGGAAUCCGUCUUCGUUCGGGGCGUGGCCGUGGCAUGUUGCCUUGGAAAUCAAGUACCCCGGGGGUAGAACCAGACAUCGUUGUGGAGGAGUUCUUUUAAAUUCUCGCUGGGUGGCAACAGCAGCUCAUUGUGUGCAUGUAUACUCCGAAACGGACAUUUCUCUCCGGUUGGGUGAUUAUGACAAGACCAAUUCUUUAUUCGAACCUCUGCCCCACGUUGAACGAGAAGUUGAAACCAUCUACGAGCACGUUGACUUUGAUCCUCUGACCUAUGAGUUUGACAUUGCUUUACUAUUCAUGAAGCAGGCGGCUCCAUUUACAGAUCACAUCUCGCCAAUUUGCUUACCAGAUGGAAAUCUCAAAGAUAUAGAAGGAUCGAAUGCUUAUAUAGCCGGUUGGGGAACGCUUUUUGAAGGUGGGCCCAAGCCGGAUCAACUUCAAGAGGUCUCAGUGCCGGUAAUUGGCCAUGAAAAAUGUAUGGAUAUCUUUAAAUUGGCUGGAUUAGACGAGAAACUUACAGACGUUUUUAUUUGCGCUGGAUUCCGAGAGGGGGGCAAAGAUGCCUGUGAGGGUGACAGUGGAGGGCCCCUAAUGAUUCAAGAAGAAAACACAAAUAGAUGGACCUUGGCUGGUCUAAUCAGCUGGGGAAAUGGAUGUGGAGAGAAAUAUCAGCCGGGUGUUUACACCAACGUCUUCAAAUUUUUGAACUGGAUUCACAAGACAAUGAGAAAAGAAACUCGCCUUGAUACCAGGGCAAGGCGCAAGCAUAUUUAAUGCAUCUAAAAUACAAAUUGUGAUACAUACAUAUCAUUUUAUACUUUUAA